CUUUCUCUUCUUUUUUCGCAUCAUCGUUCAUCAGCCAUGGCUUCCUCGACUCUCUUCAAACUCAAUACACAGACAUUCAAAGCUCUGAACCCAUCUUCCCAUUCGUUAUGUCCUCCAAAAUCCAGAAUUUUCCAUCUUCAUUUCUCUAAAUCACUCUCACAGCAACAACAUUCAAAGCUCAACCACAAAUCCACAACUACUCGUUUCUUCGCUCCUCUCUGUUUCUCUCUUCCUUCACCUUCUUCUCCUCCCAUUUCAAAAGAAGAAGCCAUUCUUCAAGCCAAGACUUGUCUCUCUUCUUGUCUCAUCAAACCCUUACACCCAAAGCUCGCUUCCCCUAAACUCAAGAAGCUCAAACAACCAAGAUUCCGUCUUGAAAUCCCAAUCCUUGACGAUGAUUCUCCUUCCUCUCUCUCUCAGCUCGCUUUUUCGAUCUUCCAUGACUUACCCAUCUCGAGAAGAGGCUCCCCCAAUGUCAAGCUUCUCUUCCUCUGGCCUGACCCUUCUUCCCUCGAUUCCGCCGUUAAAGCUUUCCGGUCUGACUCUAUCAACCACAUUGCCAUGUCUCCGGUUUCAGACGCUGUCAUCAAAGCUCUGAGAUCAGCUGACGUGGCGGUUUUCAUGGCGCCUGAGAGAACGCAGCUGGAAGAUGUGAAGACGGCGAGUGAAGCUUUUUCUUCUAAACCUGUGGUGAUGAUCAAUCCGAGAUGGUUGUUCGAGGAAGAGAAAAGCUUUGGCGAUGAACUCAAUGGCUUUAUUGGUUCCUUUGAAGUGAUAUAUGCGUUCACAGGUUUAGAAGUGAGAGGACUGUUGAGUAAGAGAAAAGGAGUGAUCUUUAAGUGUGUGAGAGAUGGUGUUGUGAGUGGAGAGAGAUGGAACGUUCUUGUUGAAGAAGAGGAAGGCAAUGGAACUUUGAAAGUGGUCUCACAGUUCAAAGCUAGGCCAUCAAUGGAAGAAGUUGAACUUGUUCUGUAUAAUCUGAUGGCUAUGAAUUCGCCUAUCACCAAAUCAGCUAAGUUUCUCAAAGAUUUGGUUUCAAACAUCACUGGGAAAAAGUAAUUUGGGUUAGGAGUCCAAUGUGUAGUAUGUCUUGUUUAGUUUUCACUUUUCCAUGAAUUAAAAGAGUUUCCUGUAAAGAAUCGAUUUUUGCAUAGAGAAGUUGGACCUAAUCAUCAAUCA
This is a messenger RNA of Capsella rubella, 1179 nucleotides long. RefSeq lists its product as uncharacterized. Gene Ontology annotation, cellular component: chloroplast. Lineage: Eukaryota; Viridiplantae; Streptophyta; Magnoliopsida; Brassicales; Brassicaceae. The record is from RefSeq and is a predicted model, not a curated record.